Molecule: messenger RNA, 2188 nt
Organism: Eleginops maclovinus (Patagonian blennie)
Lineage: Eukaryota; Metazoa; Chordata; Actinopteri; Perciformes; Eleginopidae
Gene: slu7
Product: SLU7 homolog, splicing factor
Exons: 15
Coding region: 147-1856 (569 amino acids)
Biological process (GO): mRNA splicing, via spliceosome
Cellular component (GO): spliceosomal complex
Molecular function (GO): pre-mRNA 3'-splice site binding
Source: RefSeq, a predicted model, not a curated record
CGUGACGUAGCUGUAGUUGAUGUAAAAUGGCCACCAUCGUGUGUUAGUCAAAACAUAACGAAGGAUCGCAAACAGACACAGAAAAACCCAUUUGACGGGGAAAUAUAAUCCACUAGGUGUUUGUUGUGUUUGAACAAGGUUCAGCCAUGGCCGAGGAGGCAACCGUUGGCGUGAGCCCGGAGGGGCUCGUAGCCCUGGAUGAGCCCAAGAAGAUGACCCGCGAGGACUGGAGGAAGAAGAAGGAGCUGGAGGAGCAGAGGAAGCUUGGAAAUGCUCCCGCUGAAGUGGAUGAGGAGGGAAAGGACAUCAAUCCUCACAUCCCACAGUAUAUUUCAUCAGUGCCAUGGUACAUCGACCCGUCGAAAAGGCCCACACUCAAGCAUCAGAGACCACAGGAAGAAAUUGCGAUGCAAUUCUCAACCAUUGGAGAGUGGUACAAGAGAGGAGUGAAGGAUACUUCUCUCACCACAAAAUUUCGAAAGGGAUCUUGUGAAAACUGUGGUGCCAUGACACACAAGAAGAAGGACUGCUUGGAGCGACCCAGAAAAGUUGGGGCGAAGUACACAGGUACCAGCAUAGCUCCAGAUGAACACAGUCAGGUACAGCUGGACUUGGACUAUGAUGGAAAGCGAGAUCGCUGGAACGGGUAUGACCCUGAGGACCACCAGCGCAUUGUGGAAGAGUACGCCAAAGUAGAUCUGGCCAAAAGGACCCUGAAGGCCCAGAAGCUUCAGGAUGAGUUGGCUUCUGGAAAACUGGACCAAGCUCAGCGAGAACACGACAGUGAGGAUGAGGAUGAAGAUAAAUAUGCAGAUGACAUCGACAUGCCUGGUCAGAACUUUGACUCCAAGAGAAGAAUCACUGUCAGGAACCUGCGUAUCAGAGAAGACACAGCUAAAUAUUUGAGGAAUUUGGAUCCAAAUUCAGCAUAUUAUGAUCCAAAGACUCGAGCUAUGAGAGAGAACCCGUACUCCAACACCGGCAUGAACCCCGACGAGGUGGGGUAUGCUGGAGACAACUUUGCCCGUUAUAGCGGGGCCACCAUCAACAUGGCUCAAACACAAUUGUUUGCUUGGGAGGCCUAUGAGAGGGGAUCAGAGGUGCAUCUGCAGGCCGACCCCACCAAGCUGGAGCUGCUCCACAAGUCCUUCAAGGUCAAGAAGGAGGACUUCAAGGAGAAACAGAGGGACAGCAUUUUAGAAAAGUACGGAGGUGAAGAGCACUUGGAUGCUCCGCCAAGGGAGCUGCUCUUGGCCCAGACAGAAGACUACGUGGAAUACUCUCGUCACGGGGCAGUACUGAAGGGGCAGGACAAGGCAGUGGCACGAUCCAAGUACGAGGAGGAUGUGCUCAUUAACAACCACACUUGUAUUUGGGGCUCCUUCUGGAACGACGGCUACUGGGGAUACAAGUGUUGUCACUCCAUGGUCAAGAUGAGUUACUGCACGGGAGAUGCUGGACUUAGAGUGAACAACACAGACUGUAUUCCAUUCGAGGAGGGACUGAUAGAGGAGGAGGAGGAGGAGGAAGAACCGCCCAAGACUCUGCUGGAAAUGCAUCGAGAUAAAAUGAUGAAAGAAAAGAAGAAGAAAAAGAAGAGCAAGAAAAACAAGAAGCACAACUCUGACGACAGCGAUUCAGACGACGCAGAAAAGAAAAAGGAGAAGCUGAAGAAGGCACUCGAAGCAGAGGACAAGCGGGUGAAGCACAUAGAGGCAAUAAUGCAGGUGGAGGAGAGGAAGAGGCCGUACAACAGCUUACAGGAAGUGAAGGCGCCCACUGAGGAGGAGAUGGAGGCCUUCCGCAUGAAACGCUGCCGGGAGGACGAUCCCAUGGCUUCCUUCCUGGGACAGUGAUGUGCUGACUCACUUUAACUCUCCUAAGGACUCUUACCAGAGCUGCUGCUCGGUCAAAAUAAUCAGACUCAAGACUCAGCUACUGUUUGGUUACACACUCGUCAAAACGUGUACAUGUGUUCAUUUCUUUUUGGAAUACUUUUGUUUUUGAGGCCACAGGUUGACAGACCAUAGGACAAUAAGGAUAUAUGCUUUUGUUCUAAGUGAGAAAAUGUAAGUGCUGUUUUUUUUAGAUUAGUGCGCCUCCCUCAUGUCUCAAUAGUAUCAAAUGCAACUACUUUUUCAUUUGGAUUCUCGCAUAAUUUUUAUAAUAAAAUGUAUGUGUCCCUGAA